Fonsecaea pedrosoi CBS 271.37 is the source of this 933-nucleotide messenger RNA. RefSeq lists its product as uncharacterized. The record is from RefSeq and is a predicted model, not a curated record. NCBI's taxonomy places the organism in Eukaryota, Fungi, Ascomycota, Eurotiomycetes, Chaetothyriales, Herpotrichiellaceae. The coding region runs from base 1 to 933 and encodes 310 amino acids. Gene Ontology annotation, biological process: thiamine biosynthetic process. The transcript has a single exon.
AUGGAGCCAUUCCGCCUCACCGCUACGGGCUACAACAUCAACUACCUCCCUCAAUACAUUGCCGACCGGCAUGGAUUCUUUAUCGAGCAAGGCCUUGAUGUCACUACCACAAUCCCCACGCCAUGGGAUGGUGUUCUCGACGCGCUUGCCGACGGCUCCGCUGAUAUGGCGCUUGGUGGAAUCUGGGUCCCGUCCAUGUACCGUGGUCGGGUACAAGACUACACCGUGUUCGCUCAGAUUGCGAAUCGCUGCCCUCUGGCAUUGCUUAGACGCACGAGCUGUGGCACAAAGUUCGACCUGGCUGACGUAGUCGGGAAGACAAUCCUGAUGAAAUCCAUCGGCGGCGCCAGCGUCGGCCUGUUCUUUAAGAUGCUGUUGCGCGAAAACGGGAUCGACCCGGCAAGAGUGGACUUCAUCCAAGACCUGGAUGGCGUCAUGCUCGGAAACCUGUUUCAGGGGGGCAUGGGCGACUUCUUCGUCACCGACAACCUCUCUGCGAGGACGAUGGCGGCGCAGAAUCCCAACGUCUCGGUCGCCAUGGAGAUGGUCACGCAGGGCGAAGUCCCCUGGAGUGUCUACUACCGCGAAACGGCGACCGUGACGCCGCACCUGCGGGACAUGCAGAGGAGAUUCUGCCUCGGGCUGAACAAGGGCAUCGAGUGGGUGCUGCAGCGCGACGCCAACCUCUUCCGCGACGAACUCGCCGAGCUCUUCCCCAAAGCUCCCAUCGACGUUGCUGUCGAGGUGGUCAAUUCCUUCCGUCGAUCCGGCAUGUGGACCACCACCACCAUCCCGCGUAAGUCGUUUGAUCGGUGGCAGCAAGGCCUGGCCGACGCGCGCUUCGUCCAGAAACCCCUGACGUACGAAUCCAUCGUGGACGACGGGCCUUCGAGGGAGGCGGAUACCGCUGGCACACUUCAGCUCGUUAGUUAG